AUGGCGGAUUCGGAUUCCGACGGCCAAGAAUUGACAAUUUCUGAGCAAAAGAAUGUCGGUACAGAGCAUUCAAAAGAGAAAAGAAAAGGUAAAAAUUACGUUACUGUUUCCUAUCGUAUUAAAUAACGGCUAUUCUAGAGACAAAGUCUCUCUACUGUUCAUAAAUUUACCGCUCAAGGCGGUGAAAUCUAUUAGAUGUGAGACCGUCGCACCCUGUGAAUUAAAAGCCGCUGAUUUUGGGAAAGCGACUAAUAUUUGAUUGAUCGAGUAAUGUCCUUUUUUUCAGUGGGAGAGGAGAUAUUUUCUUUUGUGUAAUCGGACACCAUUAAAUUGAUACCCCCUUAGGAAGGUUUUCCUUCUUGCUGCGACAAAUUGUAAGAGGAGAAAUGGUACUUAAAUACAAAGUCUACGACGGCGUGGUACUUGUGCACACCGGAAGAUGCCUAAGAUGACAACGAAUAAAACUUCGCAUAGAAAUACUUCUUUUUCCUGUACAAUUCGUUGAAGAAGCAAGAACGAUUGCUUGAAGAUAAAACAGCCAUGUUUCGCUCUGAUUUAAUUUUUAAUCCGUGGUAUGGCGACACCACAACGCUUAGCUUUUAAUUUUGUUAUUUUAUGAGACAAUCUAAAAUUUAUGUUUAACAUCUCGUAACUAUCACUGACCACACGCCCACUCCAUUUUCUGGAGGAAUCGUCUCGUUAUUUUUGUUUGAUUAACAGCCUGAAGCAUACUAAGAGGAAUUCCAUGUAUUAAAAUUGUUGCAGUGAAUUUUCACUAAAACUAUAACAAACUAAGUUGAAUUUACCUCAAGAAAAUUGAUAAUAUUUACUUGACCAUCUUAUAAUGUUAUCAUCCUUGAUUACCCUAUUUGCUUGUGAUUGUCUUUGUAACUUGACUCUGUUUUGAGACAUACAAAGAAAAAUCUUAUUAUAAGUGUGUGAUUUAUUUUUUUGGAGAUAAAGAUCAAUUUUUCAUUUGUCUAAGUCUUGUGAUUAGGAAGUUGUCAUAUGCUGUCAUUCUAGUCACCACACAAAGAAAGAACAGCACUUUAGAAAGGCAGUGAAAGCCUAAUUUGAGAUUUUGGAAGUCAAUUUGAGGGAAGUUUAUCUUUAACUUCUCUGUGAGAAACCUCAUAUGCUAAUAAAGCUGAUCAAGAUGGUGUUUUCAUUAGGAACCAGUUUUUACAUAAGAAUAUUCUAGUUUCAGGUAAACUCAAAGGUGAAGUGUCUUUCAAAAUACUAGUCAUUAUUAUAGGCAAAACUAACCCUUUUAUUUACUUUUCAUUUAAAAUUAUUUUCACAAUAACAAUAUGUUUACAAAAUACUUGGAUAUAGGAAAGCAUAAGUAAAAGCAGAUCUCUGACUUAUGAGCCAAUUUUUGUAGUGGCUCAUUUACCUGAGAAUACCAUGAUUGUAAAGUUUGUAUUUUUGAAAGUAUAAAUUGCACAUGAACCAAAGUACACAUACUCACACAUUGCCAUUGGGUUGUUCAUGUGAGUUAUAAAGAAAAACAAGAGCCAAAAAACUACCUAUAGUAACCACAAGCACUUCCCAGUAGAUGUCAUUUUGCAUUGUUUAUUGUCAGUAAUACCUUUGCCACUGUUAUCAUCACACAGUAGCUCUUUUGUUUCCAGGGAUCAUGUAGACAGUAGUGGGAACCGUGAAGUGAGACCCAACACUGCAGAAUGCUCAAAAUUCCAGUUUUAAAGGAGCCUAUAUCUUGUUCCACUCUUUUCUUACACUAAAUACUUAAUCUCACUUAGGCCCAGAAAUGUUAACUUUUAAGAUUGUUUCUAUAUUUUAUAAAUAUUUUUCUACCAGCAGAGGUUUCCUUUUAACUUCUCUUCUGCUACAGCAUUUGCCAAUGAAAAAUCCUGUUCUAUCACUUCUCAAGCACUUUGUUUUCUCCUAAUUUGCCUGCUUUUGGAUCUUGAACUCAAACAGAAAAACCAUAUUCUUAAAAAUUUCACAUUUGACCUAAAUGUUUAAUUUACUUCUAUUAAAAUGUAGGGAAACAUACCAUCAGUGAGAAAGAGAGGUUCAAAAAAAGAGGAGUUAGUAAACCUGGUCGUGCUGUGGUGAUAUCUGGAGGAAGCACAAAACCCCAGUUGGAUGAUGUGCCUGUGGAUUUAUCUGCAGAUCACAAAGAUCUAGUCAUGGAGUACUCAGGUAACAAAUUAAGCUGAAUUAUAAAAUUAUUAUUAUGUAAAAAAAGAUAAGUCUGUUCUCAAGCUUAUGGCUUCCAAUGCUGGAGCUCUACGGUAUAAAAUCAGAACUCAUACUCUCCAUAUUGUUCUUUAUACAUUUCUCAAGGUGCUAACUAGGAGAAUUUGUUUUAACAAUCAAGAUCCUCUUUAGUUAGUGAUAAUUUCCUUUAUUCUCCUGACCUUGAUGUGUGAUUCAGGAGUAAUAUUGUAAGGAGAAAUCAGAUGUUAGUCAAUCAGUGGCUUUGGGUGACUUUCAUAACUGCUUUUUGAAAGCUUAUACUUGCCGAACUCCCCUUUUUAGACAGAAGCUCUCAGGCAUUUUGUGGUUCCUCUGAGAGCAGAGCUUUGUAUUUGGUUACAUAAAGUGACUUUUUACUUGCUUAUCGGGGAUAGUUAUGUGUAUUUUCUUUUACUGUUAUCAGUAUUCUGUUUGGGUCCUAAUGAAAUUUGCAUCACCUUUUUUUUUCAUUCUUAUCAGUCUUUGAUAUUACCGUACUUGUAAUCAGCUUUGUUUUUACAACAUUCUACAAAAAAGAAAUCUUAACUUCAAGGUCAGAUAAAACCAAUAGGUGAUGUUGCAUUAACAAAAUAUUAAUGAAAAGUAUUAAAUGAAAGUGGACUAUAGAUUUGCUCAGCAUUUUCUAGUUCACUGGCAAGGUAUGUUAGCAGUUUGUCUAGUUAGCAGAUUAUAGGAACAGGCAACUUUAACAGGGGUUCAAUCUAACCUACACUUUCUCAGACAUAUAAUUACAUUUUAAGCUCAAUUUGGAUGCUCUUGAAAUUAUAGUAAUUUUGUAAUGCAAAGGUAAUGUUUUUGUAAUAGUUAUGUACUUGGGUCUUCAAAGUCAAACAAAUUGAAAAAAAAUUAUUUUGAUGUACAGAGUUGUAAUUUGGAUCAUUUAUUUUAAAUUGAUGUCCUUUAUUAAAUAACCUGUUAGUCAGUUUAUGUAAAUGAAAUACAUGGAUUUAUCAACUACCUAUGUUCCUUUUGUAUAUGAGCAAAUAAAAGGUAUUGUUAAUUUUAAGAAAAUUAGUCAUUUAGAAUUCAACUUUGCAACUUCAGAAUUUUAUUUAUCUUGCUCAUUGUUCAUUAAAGAAAACUGUUUGAAAUUUGGAAGGAAAAAUCCAAUUUUUUUAGGAUUUGUUUCAAGUAUUUUUACUGGUGUAGAAACUUAAGCAUGACUUCCAAUAUCCUUUUAUAUUACUGGUAAUUUUUUAUAGAUGAAAAAUUCAAAUCAAGAGGCAUCAAAAUACAUGAUUUAGGUGAUGUCUGGGGAUUUUCCAGAGAGUCUUGAAUCAAUUUGUUGCUGCUUUGUAAUUGAGAUGAUUUGCACUUGUCAAUAUGGUGAAUAUAUGAACAGAAUUAUAAUUUGUGCAAAAAGAUUCAUUCUGAAAGUCUAAUCAGGUGGGGUUUUCAAUUUCAAUUAAAAAAUGAAGUGGAUGUUAUUUUCCAACACAGCCUGUUGUUACCUACAGACUUCCAUGCAGUUCUGAAAUUGAUUGUGAUAUGCGUUUUUGUAUUUCAGAGUAUUGAAUAUUGUAGAGACAGUGCAUUACAUUAUUAAAAGGAAAUAAGUGAUGCUUUCAUGCUCUCUUGUUUUACCUCAGGAUCUGAUAAAACUUAUAGGUAAUGUUGCAUCACUUAAAUAUCAGAGAAAAAUAUUAACUGAAAGUUGAUCAAACAUUUGCCAAGAUUUACUUCAGCAUUUUCUAGUUCAGUGGCAAGGUAUAUUAAAACUUUUUCUAGUUGGCAUAUUUUAGGGUGAGGCAAAUUUAACAGGUGUUCAAUCUAAUCUGCAUUUUUCUCAUGUAACUCCAUUAUAAGCUCAAUUCGGAUGCUCUUGAAAGGAUAAUAUGCCUUUUUUGUACUUCAGAGUAUUGAUGUAGAGACAGUCCAUUACAUAAUUAAACAAAACAAGUAAUGCUAUCAUGCUUUCUUGUUUCUUACCAGAGAACAUAUGUGAGGGUUACAUUUAGCUUUAUUUUGCCCUCCAGGCUUUUCAGUAGAUCAAACAACUUUAAUUGUUUAGGAUUAGAACUAUGUUAACAACUUUUCCCUGCAAAAAGAAAGUCUCCUGCAGUGACUGGUUUCUAACACAUUCCUUCAUCAAUUUUUAUGCAUCAUGCAUAUGUUAAUCAAGGCUAAUUUAACACAUUGGUGUUAAACCUUCAUUGAAUGAGUAGUUGUAAAAUGAGAGUUCUAGAACAAGUCAAAACCAAGGAUAAUUUUGUCCACGUCAAGCCAGACCACCUUUUCAUACUUAUCCUUUAACUUCUCCCAGAACUCUUAUUUUACAACCACUACUACAGAGACAAGCUCAAAAAUCUCAAGUCUUUUUUUUUUUUUUUUUUAAAUUAUAACACAUUAACAUGUCAAUCUUCAGUAUCAGGACGAAUUUUGAUAAAUUCAAUCGUACAACAGGCUCACCAUCAAUAAUGGAUCUUUUAUAAAGAAUUCAUGGUGUGCCUUGAUUUUCUCUUUUAUCAAAAGAGUGCUUUUGUAAACGAGAAAAGUAUGGCAGUUUCAUUGAUAGGUCACACUCUCAAGCUCUCGGUUGAUGAUGUUGAGGAGAGCAUCUGAGAGGAUGAAGAUGUAGCAUUUCACAUUACCUGAAUCUGAUACUUUCCUGUUAUUUAUGAGCUGAAUUCCUUCUUUCUUAUUCACCAAUGUCAAUCCUGAGCUGUGAAGAUUGUUGUUUUUCAUACUCCUGAGAUCAAUGAAAAGACAUAAUCUAUCUGCAGCAUAGAAGUCUGUUGCAUUCAUUGCACUGUUUUCCUUUCCAAAUCUUCUGAAGACCUCCUCCCACAUACCUCUUGUCCUCAUUCCUUUACUGUAAAUCUUAUUUGGGAUUCUAGUCACAAUCACCUUUACCUCAGUUAUAUCAGGAUAGAAUGUCUUCUCACUAUUUCUUGCUACUGCUGUGUAUAGCUUGUAGAAUUGAAGAAGAAGUUCCCUCAUUGACCUCCUUGGGGCAUUUACUAUGUCAUUGCUUAUUGAGUCAGUUCCCUUAUCUAUUGAGAUUGCCUUGAGGUGAGUGACAUGCUCGCACCGGAAUCUCUUUUCAUUUGUGUAGUUAAACAAGGUGUCACCAGCGAGUUCUUGACUGUGCAUUACUUUAUACUCAAGGUGGAUGUUAGUCAAUUCAUAGGUGAGCUGUGUCUCGUCAGAUCCUAUCACAACAUUGCUGGCAGGUGCAAGCCUGAGCUCGAAAAGAAGCUCAUCAGAAAGAGCUCUUGGGAAAAAAGACUCCAUGAUCCUUCCGAAUUUCAUGAUCCAAUGGAACCCUAUAUUUGUUCCCAGCUUUGCAUCUGAUCUUCGAAAGAUCUUCAGAUUGACUACCUUCUCUGAACACGAUGCUCUCCCUCUCACUCUCAGUCAAGAAGAGGUCUUCAUAGAGCUUGAAAAGAUCAUAGCCAUCAGUGUCCUGAACGAUUUCUCCUGCGAAUUUAACUGUUAGUCGAGUAACAAGUGCUCCUUAAUGCAUUGUUCACGAGAAAAUGGUUUGAUUCACCACUAACUGUCGAGUCAAAGAUGAGUGAAAGAAAUCCCGGCACAAGCACUACAUCAUCAUAAAACCUUGGAGCUGGGACUCUAAGGACUUCACCCAGAGAAGCCCCAAAGGGUUAAAUGUUACUCGAUGAAUUAUACGGUCUACCUUGAGGGCGUUUGACGUCUUUUUUUUCAAAAAUUGGUUUAAUUUUUUUCGCUGACUUCCAUUUUAAGAGAUUUUGUUGAUACUGAUCCUAUGCUAGACAAAGAAGGAAAUGCAAAUGAUGGAUAUGAUGAAGAUGGUGGAAAUAUGACAGGACACUUAACUUUUAAUCCUUAUUACAAUUCAACUUCCGGUCCUUCAGGUGAUCAAUAUGAAAAGGCAACAAUGAAUAGGGAGGGAGAGAAAGCACCGGAAACUGCUAAAACGUCUUUCAUUGAUGGUGAUUCGUUUAAACAAACAAGAACAACUAUGGCAAACUUACAAUUUGAAGAAAAGUUUCCUGAAUAUGGUAAAAAUGCUAAAGUACUAAACUCAGUUGUCGACAAAGGUCGAUGCAGAGAUAAAGUUGUUGUUGUUGGUCCUCGAGGAGGAAAGACCCCUUCAUUCAAUUCAGAAGGGGCCCUGAAUCCUAAACUUUCAAGAGAAACUGUCGCAUCCCACACAGUUAUAAAAGCCCUGUUCCACAAGAGAAAGAUGGUUCAAGAAUAUAACGACACUCAACCACGAAAUGGUAACAAACAAUCACACUAAUAAUAACAAUUGAUGAUGAUAACAAAAGUAAUAAUAAUGAUAACUUAUAGGGGUUAGCUCAUGAACCUCACUGUUCCUCUUUCGGUCUAUCCCUAGGCUCUAAUAAUGAUUAAACUAGCCUUCUUUUAAAUUUUGAUUUGCCUGGUAAUGAUAGAUCGUUUUCUAAUUUCAUUGCAAUUUCAUUUUCGCGAGACUUUUGUUUCAUACAACAAGGCAUUCCGCGUUGUUAAUAUUCCGCCAUUCCAUCAUUUCAUCGAAUGGCGUCACCCUGUUGAAGUCAACGUAUCGUAUUUUGGAGCUUGCUCGCUUCGCAAAUAUAGCGGCUUUUUUUGAGCAUUAAUUUGUCGCUGAUUAAAAUAGCAAAAUGAUUACUUUUCGAAUAAAUAAAAUUUUUCUUCAAAGUCUCCACGAUGUGCAGAUCAAGCCUAUUAAUAUAUUUCUGUAAGGAAAAAAGUCUUUUUUCAAUUACGUGCCAGAGACGAAGAGGUCGUUCGUAUUCUUUGCUGCCCUCACUCACUCACUCAACAGGACAACAUUAUGGCUUUGCCUCUAUAGGUGACAGUAGCCAUAAAAAUUGAACUGCCGGCGCCUGCUUCUUUCCUCUUCGAUUCAGAGUGAGUUCAAGGGGAAAACCUUCAAUUUCAAGUGGCUUCUUCUUAUCAUCAUCCUAAUAUCUUAUGUCUGAUCCUGUGACGCUCCACUGAACUCCAUCUGAUCGACUGAAGUAAACUCCAUCUGUUGCCUGUCUUUUAUCAUCGAACGACACUUGCGCACUGAACUUAUUAAAGUCUGCAUUUGGAUAUCGUGCUUUGAAGUAGUUCCAGGCUUUUGUCUUAGCUUUAUCUGCAAUUUUAUUCGCUUCGUCUGAUCCUAACCAUGUAAAUAUUUUAAUUGUAUCAAACAAUUAAAAAUGGUUGUAUUGACCUUAACAACAGAUUCGAGUGAUCACACGGUUCGCUUCCGAGAACUUCUCUAUAAAUUUCACAUAACAAACUGGUGAGUUGUUCUCAAUAUAACUCUUGGCACAACUUAAGUCGUUCUGGAGAAAUCUCUAUAUUCGAUUACCAGGUCAAAGCAGGUGUAAAAAAAUUCCUGAAAGUAACUAUUCACUCAAUAGCCUUGGUUUAGCACUUCAAGAAACAUUGAAGAGCGAAGGAGGUAUGGUUCAAAUGAAUACUCCGGUAGAAUGGAGGUUUGGAAAUGCAUAAUCCGAGGAAUAAGAAGAUCAUUCGUGACAAUAAUCUGGCUAAUCUUUUCGGAAUAAAACGACGAUUACAAUAGCGAGAAGAGUUUCAAUUUGAUAUUGAUCAAGCAAUAUAUAACCUUGAAAGUAAAGAUAUCACUCAGACGGAGAGAGAGUUGGAUAAUAACACGAUCUUAUUGGAAGAGUACAAAAAAAUUUUAAAAAUGGAGAGAUUCCGAAGGAGAUUGGAAAUGGAGAUAAAAAGAGGUGAUGAAAUGAGGACUUUGAAAGAGGAAUUAAAGAAGAAACGUCAACAAAGGAGGACGCAAUCCAUAUUUAAAGAAGGAAAAACGUGAAGAAACUGAACAGUAAUGGUUCGCGUAUCAUAUUCUGAAUCCGAUUAAUUAUAAAGAUAAACAAAAAUAGGUGAAAUUAACUUCAGAUAAAUAUUGUAAAAUCUAAAACGUAUGAUAUGUUAUGCGAGAAAGUAAAUUUGAAAUCACCUGCUGACGCAUCCACUCAAAUAAUUCUUUUUGUGCGAUAAAACUCUCACGAUUUUCAACGUCAUAUUUGAUUCCUUAAGAGUCAUUUACAAAUAAUUUUAAUUUUUCUCACCCACAAUUUUCAUGGCUGCUGCCUCCUAUGGAGGCGAAGCCAUAAUGUUGUCCUGUUGAGUGAGUGAGGGUAACAAUAGAAUACGAACGACCUCUUCGUUCACAACGAAGUCUGCCUAGAUUUACCCGAUAUUCCUCGCUCUUGGCUUUUGUUUGUUUCGGAACAUCUUCGGUCGUUCAACGCUUAGUGACGAUUUCUUCGAAUCGCUUCGAAUGUUACACGGAAUAUUAGCAGGUAAUCACACUGUGUUUCGGUGCUACUUAUUGUUCGUCUCGUAGUGUACUCAGAAGAAGAUAAACAUCUCACCUUCCUAAAAUGGUCAGCCGAUUUUCAAUGAAUGCAAUUAAGUAAGCAGAAGUCUGCGCAAUCAUUGCGACUGUAUUCACAUUCUGUCUCAGUGAUUAAGAGGAUAAGCUUCAUCAAAAGUUUCAUGAUGAAUACUUGUUGUCGAUUCUCCAAAAUAAUGUUGAAGAUAAAUAAAAUGGCAAGCAUAGUUAAAAUAAAUUCUUCUUUCUGGUAUAAUGGGACAAAGCUUCUCAAUUUCUGGGUUUAAACCGGACAACUUUUUAUCCUUGGUUUUGCCUUUCCCUAGAACUCUCAUUUUACAACUACUGAUUGUAAAUCAAGUACACAAGCAAUAGAAUUCAUUUGGCUUCUAGUCUCAUUAUGUUAUGUAAUUAACUUACCCAAAAUAUUUAUUUUCAGGCUGAUAGUGGAGCAAAAAGAAUCAUUUUCCAUGAAAAUGUAUUGAUAUUAUUUCCUUAUUUAAUUGAUCUCACCAAAUUGCAUACGAGAUUGAUUUCUAUGUAAUUGCUUUUAUUUUGAUAUGUCUGUUAGGGCCAUCCCCUAUUUCACUUCUUUAGAGUGAAUUACUUGUUGCCUUUUUGACAUGUAUAUUUUGACAGUUCCAUUUGCUUGCAGUUGUAUUUCCUUGCUCUCGUCUGUACAACUUUUACUAAAUCAAAGCGUAGUUUUUUAAAGUAUUAAAUUUGAUAUUGCAUGUGCCAAUCAUAUGUUUUGGUGACUACCAACCUGAGUGACAAUUUAAAAGUACCCAAACCUUAUUGAUUAUUUUAUGUUCAUAGAAAACUCUCGUUAAAUGCUACGAGAGAGAUGGCUUAUCAGAAUUUAUUACUCCAGAUAUUGUAAGUCAUGCCAAAUAAAACUGCUAAUAUAUUUAAUUGCCUUAAGGGUAAUUUUCUAAUCAAUAUCUCAACUAUUAGUGGUCAGUUCAAUAUAGUGCUGUAUAUUUAGAUGAAAGGUACUUAGAGAUGUAAAGUAAAUUUAUUGGUACAAGGUAGUUUUAAUAGCAACAUAGUUAUGAGUUCUCUCUCAUUUAAUCAAGAGCUAUUAAAAAAUUCAAUGCCUAUAAGAUAUUUCUGCAGUUGUGGAAGUAGAUCAGUGUUAGAAUAUGGUGAGUAAAAAAGGGUUCAUUAUUGUGCUUUUUGAUGUAGAAUUUUCUGUUUAAAUUUACGCCUAGAAAUUUCAUUGAUGAGAUAUUGGAUUUGAAAUGAGGCACUUUGAAGGUGAAGGGUUGUUAAGAGGGAAAUUAUCAUGUAAUGAGCACUGUGUGUAGUGGUAAUCCAACACUGGUAAUCCAAGCACUGUGAUAGAAGAAUAGACUAAGCAGAUGACUUUUGUACCAACAUAAAGCAACUGCUUCUGAAAAUAAAGGGGGUAAGUUUCUAGAGAAACUGGUACUGCGUCGGUGGGAGAGUAUAACAGGGUAAUACGGUAUUAUCAACUGAGUUGAUAACAUAAAUUGCUUACAGUAAAGAGUUUCAAAGCUGACGUUUUAUGCGUUAGCCCUUCGUCAGAGCGAAUGGCUUCUGAAAUAGAUGAGCAGAAUUUAGUUAUUCUCUACGUACAUUCAAUGUAUAUCUUUCUUUUGCAGAUAUCUUUGAGCCAUCGGAAGAUGCUGGCUUUAUUGAUAUUCAAGAUGGUGAUGCCAUUUCUGAGAGCAGUGACACUGAGGUUGUGGCACACACCAGAGAAGAGAUGCAGUAUGACAAUCCAGAAACAUCAAGCGAAAGUGAUAGUGAGAAUGAGGGAAACGAGGGUCCUCCCCCUUUGGAUAGUGAUGAGGAUGACGAUGAGGGUAGUGAUGUGGACGGUAUUGACGGCCCCCCUCCAUUGCACAGCGAUGACAACGCUGAGAACACAGAUAAUGGAGAUGAGCUGGUUACCUCACCUGACAGUGGUAGCAGGGAGGAUUUGAGCUCCAGGAAAGCCCCUGUACCCAGGGAAAGGAGAGGCGUGAAGAGUUCUGAUGACUCUGACAGUGAUAGUGAAAGGGAAGUGCCUCCACCUCUUGAUAGUGAAGAUGAAGGAGAAGAAAAUGAUUCCAGAAGCCCUGCUGUAGAAGCUGCCGAAAGUGCUGAUGUGGAUUCUGUUGGAGGUUAUGCUCAUGAUUCACCAGCUGAAGAUGCGAAUGAUAAUGACGAUGAGCAGCCUGGUGGUAAGUUUGAUGAAGAUGAUGAUGACGAAGAGGAGGAGGAACAACCUAUCAGUAAUGAUGGUAAUGCUGACGAUGGUGAUAAUGACGACAAGAAGGAAGAAGAAGAUGUUGAGGUAGUGCCGCAGUCUCCUAGGCCUGUCACACCUGAAUCUGAAAAUUCAGAGGAAGGUGAACUGUCUGAUUCAUCUCCAGAAGUUGAGACGCAGAUUCCAAAGCAGGAUCAGUCUGACGACCCUGAUGACGAUGUUGAGGAUGAUAAAGAGAGUUAUCAUGAAGCAGUUUUGGAUACAAUAGAAAACGAACAUGUCGCGUCUGUUGCUGAUGAGGUUAGCAGCUCUUUAGUCCCAGUCGAGGAAUCGCACGAAGACGAAAAAGAGGAAAGCGAGGAUGAAGGUGAAACUGGAGAUACAGUUGGCGGUGAAUUUGAUGAGAAAGGUACUCUAAAAUCUGAUCAUGACCACAAUGUUUCACAUACUUUUAGAGAAGAAGAGGCGCGUCGUGAUGAUAGCGAUCACGAUAGUGACGAGUCACAAGAAUUUGUUCCCAUUGAAGACGACAAUGAAUUGGAAUGGGAUGUAGAAGAUUUUGAUGUUCCUGAACACAAAACUGUUAAAAGGACUUCAAAGGUGAAUAAAGAAGUACAAGAAGUUGACAAAUUGAAAAAGACUUUUCUGGACACUCUAAAGAGUGAAGCAGAAGGUAUGAAGGUUGUCAGAACUGAACAGAAAGCUGAAUCAAAGAAAAAGGUUGAUAAAGGAGUAAGAGAAAAGAAAAUUCUUGAGGACGAUAAGGAACGUGCACUUGGUAGUUCAAAAGAUUUGGAAACUAAAGAUUUAAAACCUGAGUCUGGAAAAUAUCCUAGAAAGGUAACAAAAGAUAAUCCAGGUAAUAAUGAACACGUGAAAAUUGAAAAGAAAGUUGUCAAGGAUUUGGUGGUCAAAGAUAAAUCAAAAACUGUAGUCUCUUCAAAGCCAGUUGACAAUGCAGCAAAGCCGAAGAAAGGAAAAAUGAAAGCUGCAGAUAAGAAUCUAGAGGAAACGAAUAAGCAACAGACUGAAAAACUUAAGAAGGGUUUUAAAGAAAGCUCAAAAGUAUCUAAAACAUCCGCCAUGGAAAGGGAAGGAAUUUCUAAAGCUGGGAAUGUUAAGUCUGCCUCAGUUUCGUCAUUGCCUAUUGGUGCGGAUGUGCAGCGGAGAAAUCAGCCAACAAAAGAGAAGAAGAAAACAAGGCCAGUCAGUGAUUUUCGUGCUGAUUCUCGUUCACAUAACCAGACAGACGAGGUGCAUGUAGCUGCUAAUCAACCAAGAAAGGAAGCGAAGAAACCGCGGAAAAGUGACAGUGACUCAACAUCGGACUCGUUAACAAGGAAAAAACCACAGAAAACAACUUCGUCUGAAUCUGUAUCUUCCAAGAAACAGAAAUCUAGUUCGACCGCUACAACUACGCGCGGGGAAAGAGAAAAGUCCUCAGAAAAGGCAGAGGUGAGAAAAAACAAAUCUAAAAGGACUGUGAGUAAGCCCGAUGAAUCUGAUCAGGAAGAGGAAAUCAGUCGUGAAAGGAAGAAACGGAGCGAUGCACCGGUUAAAAAUCCAGGUGAAUCGAAAUCCAAACCGAGAGGAAGACCGACGAGUAAUGGUCACCUUUCGAGUUCACAAGAAAAACUUUCCUUUCAUUCUGGUCACCACGAUCAAAGCCCCAGGGAACAUGGUCUCAGGGGUCAUCUUGCGAGGGACCAUGUUGCUAAGGACCACAGUUUGAGGGACAAUGUUACUAAGGAUCACACUGCCAGGGGCCAUGGUAGUAGGGAGCGCAUUGCAAGGGACCAUGGUAGCAGGGAGAAUGUUGCUAGAGACCAUGGUAUCAGAGAGCAUGAUGCUAGGGAUCAUGGUAAUAGGGACCAUGUUCCUAGAGAACGUGGCACUCACAAGCACAGUGGCCACACCCAUGAUCGAAGCAAACACGUCUGGCUUUGCAGAGAUGAUGAGAUCCAUAAACUCAUUGCACAAAAGGCUUCCUUGUUAAAGGAGUACGAGUCAGGAAGCUUGGCUGGCAGGAAAGUUUGUGAGUAAAUAAUUAUAUGAUAUUUAACAGUUAUUAAACCCUGGUGAAGGGAAGUCGCGAUCAAUAAACUUGGUUCCUUUCCCUAAAGUAGGCGAGGAGCAGCACGAGGUGGAAGCGAGAGGAGGAGCGUGACUCGUCCGUCGUGCGUGUAUCGUUGCCUGCCGUCCAUUGAAAAAAGCGUAAAAAAGGAUUAGGUCUAUCCUGAAAGCAAUGCGUCCUGGCUAACAAGGUAUGGUCGGGUUAUGGAGCAUGUUGCCUGACCCUCUGAAACGGCGGCUGCGAAAGAGACUAUAGAUAGUACGUGAAACGAACUCAGCGCCCUUCUUACGUUUGACUUCGGCUGCUUGUUUUUAAUCUUGGGUCAGUUAUGUUAUGUUGUGCUUUUAGUUUCAGGACACAAGAGUCGUCACAAGCGGGAAGAGGAUCCUGCCGAUCUGCCUGACGUGGGAUUCGUUAGCAGCAAACCGAACAGAAGACAAACGAGACCGAUGAGCGAGGUCAUCCCAGGCGGUGUUCCUUACAGCUCUCGGAGGAAGGAUAAGCGUCAAUCUCUGCAGCUUUCAUACACUGGAUCGUCAACAGAUGACGACGAACGCACGAACAGGGCAGCAGAGGUGAAGAAAACGGGAACUUUUGCGGUGGGACUAGCGUCACGUAACAUCGAGCAUUCGGAACCAGCAGGAGAGAGUGACUCGGAACACGAGGAGACUUGUGAAUAUUGUGCUGCAGAGAAGGUAUGGAGCAGUUAGAUUCUGUUCUCAUCUCAGUCCGCCUAACUUCUAGAAUAUCUUCUUUUUUUUUUUUUUUUUUUUCAUUUAACCAAGCUCAAUUUUCACUGUCUUAUCCUAUUUGCUGUCUAAAUUGCUGAUCCUAGCAAUAUGCAUAAUGCUUUUCACUUGUGACCCUAAAAAUGGCGUUGCUUGUCAUGGAGUUCGGUAUAGUUCAAUGGUGAAACAUCGGAACUCGGAAUCCGACGGUGUAGGGCUCGAUUCCUCAUGGCAACUCAGAUUUUAUUUCUUUGACCCUCACUCGUGACAACACGAACAUCCAGAACAUAAGACGUCCUUACUGAAAACGUUACCUUUUAAAAAAAAUUUAAGACAUCACUGAGUAAACCAAUUUAGGCCGUGGACGAACUUGCAAUUCUGAAGUUGCGAUUUCAGACCUCCAAAGAAGCUAAAAAUGUCCAAAUCGCAAUUAAAAUCUCAAUUUUUGUGGUGUGAGCUUUUUCCUUUUUUUGCCUUCUACUCCGUCUUCGUAUUUACCCCCGCAUUACCACAACACACUCAAAGAAAUACUCGCUUCUAUGUUGACUGAAGGUUCUGUGUUACAUAUGGUACUUCAGCACAGUUCUAACCUACACUUACAGUUUUCUAAUCACGUUUUUCCUACACCGUACUGUUACAGUUGUCUUGUACUCAAAAGCAAGACCUCACUGAGUUCUUCCUCCCUUUACAGUAACUUUCUUGACUUUCUCCAACUUGAACCUUAGACUUCAUCUCAUCUUUGUCUUGCAAGGAUACAGAGAAAUAGUGGACAAAAGUGAAAACUGGAAGACAAACUCAACUUCAAUCUAACUGUGUCUUUAUUUUCUCUUUUCCUUGGCUCUCCACGUUGUGUCUGUAUUUGCUGGUUGUUUUAAGAUGACUUGGCAUGAGUAUGUAAAGAGCUGUAAGCAGGCCGUGACCCAACGCCGGGGGCAGCAGGACUGUGAUGAUUCCCGAACUCUCCCUCUUCCACCGCUUCAAACUUUCCGCUUGCCGGGACCUUUCUUUGACUCAUCUGUAAGUUACUUCCAUGCGUCAGAUUUUGAACUAAGUGCUGGCAUACAUUUUUCCCGUCUCGAUACACUUUCUUCAUAAGAGAUUAUAUUCCUGACAAAUCUUCAUCGUGAACUGCUCACAUGUCUGUAUUUUAUAGACGGCUUUAUUCAUUUAUUUCAUAAAUGUUAAACAGUCUCUCAUGUGUGCUUCAUUUUGUUUUGUUUUUUUAAUUUUUUUUUUCUUUUGACGCCGCCGUUUAGUUGAGUUUGAAAUCCUUCUAUCUGGUUAAAUUAUUUAUCAUCGUAUUUCUUGCUAAGAGCGCGGCUGUUCUCGCGAAGUCGUUUGUUUCCAGUGACUAGCGUCUGACGCUUUCUCCGUUUUAUUCCGCUUUCAUCCCCUAAUCUUGAAGCUUCUCUUGUAUUUCUUGAUGUUUUUCGCAUGGAUUGGAAAAAGAUCUUGGAGUACAGGGGCAAAUCAUAAUACGUGGGAAAGUGGGUGAGGCAAGGAGAGGGUGAGUGGUGGAGGCGGGAAGGGGUUGGGGACAAACGAGGGGCGGCUUUUAGAAAACGUGAUAUUGCAGAUGGCGUUUUUCUUUCUUGGUUAGUAUAGGUGAUGUGGAUGGUAACAUUGAAGUCUGUCUUUAGUAGACUCAAAAUAUCUACUUGUAACUCCUGAGUAUCGUUUCAUUUUAUCUUUAUCAUAAAGGAUCUUGAUUAGAGGUUACAUCGCGUGCAGAAAGGAGAUUAUGUUCUCAAUAGCAAUUUGCUCUCGCUCAACAAAAAUUUUUUCUUUGAGGCUUGAUGAUCUCCUCGGGGAAAAAUUUCAUUGAGAGAUGAUUACAAAUGAUGAUGCUUUUGGGAAGAAGCGGAGAAAAUCUGUUGCAAAAACUUGUGGAAAAUUUGUUUCUCAUUUGCUUCUCGUGGAACUCAUAAAAAAAGAAGAAAAGUUAGCUAUCACGGUUAAAAGAUCCUAUCCCAUGAAAGUGUUUCAUUUCUCAAAGCCUGUUUAUCGGUCGCUCACAUGUCCUUAAAAGUAAUUGCGCUUUGUCAAGUACAAAUGCAUAUCUGCCUUCGGUUGCUGUUUCCGUCAAUUUAAGCGUGAUUAAAGGAUUUAAAUUCCUGUUUCUGUAAUGAUCUUUACUUAUUCCUAAAAGCAAGCUAGUUAUCUUGUAACCACAAUAUUCCUUGAAACAUCUGUCGUCUCUUUAUAUUUCUUCGUUUCGUUUUUUAUCACAAGACUCGAAUGAAAAAGCGCUCUGGAUCGAUCGGCCCGGGGCUCAACAUUUUCCCUUCUCCUUUUGACACGGAUGAAAUUGUUAUUCUACGGGAUGGAUUUCAUUGUUACUGCGUUUGUAAACUGAAUUGCGGGGCUAUUUUGACUAGAAGAAUGUGGUUUUAUUGCGAAUCAAUGGGAUAAAUAAUUGAGCGCUAAACCACCGCUGUGAUGGAUACAAAUCAAGUCGGUCAACAGUAAGAAUAACUUUCGGAUGUUGUGCAAGAAAGUUUCGAAGCGGACCAUUUUGGCUCGAAUUUCCUCUUUUCUGUUCUUGGCGAUGGCCAAACGAGUUUUACCGAGCCGUUAAGCAAAUCGGUAUUUUUUUCAGUUCGCACUUCCAAACUGGAAACUUCAUGCCGUAUCUCCACGAAACCUGCCUUCUCGAAGAGUGCCAUGGUUUUGUACGUAAAAUAUGAGUUAUUUACCUUCCGGGUCAUAAUAUUCCGUAUUGCCCGCGGUACAGGUUGUUUGGAUAUUUUAACCUACUUUCCUAAUUUUUAUUCGUAGGCUGCGGCAAACAAGGCCCGAGAGCGAAAUCCAGGUAAGUUUGUGAUGUGUCUUUAUUUAGUGUUUACUUUUACAUCGUCGAGUUUGUGCUGACAGAUAAUUGGAAAUAUCUCUAUUUUCUCGCCGAGUGAUUUACCAAAAAGAGAUAGUGGAGCAAGUGAAAUUCAAUCACCUUGUUCAGAGCUAGGCCCGCUGAAUAUGUGAGGAAUUCACAGUAGAACUUGAGAUUCCAUCGAAAUAUGGUUAAUCGUAGUUGGUUGAGAAACGACUGUGAAUAAACGUUUGGCGAGAAACAAAACAUCCCGGUUAACACUUACCAAACAUUUGUCAUCCUGUCAAUUUUGCAUUCGCUUUUUUUUUAUUAGUUAAACUUACUCAGUUUUAAGGCGAGUGAUCACUUCUUUUUUCACACUCUGUGACUACUGCCGAUUACAAUUUAUAAUCUCUCUAAGCUACUAAGACCCGCGAUUCGCAUUGAACUACGAGCAAAUUUAUGUAGCGCACUUAAUAUUUUAUGACUGGAAGUGUUUUCAAUGAUGAUCGAAAUUAGAUGUCUGAAUUCUUUAAUGAAGUCUAAUCGACAUACUUUUUUUUGGGGGGGGGGGGAAGGGUCAUUUUGAGGUUUAAUUUUUGUUACUCUUAUAAUAUUACUAAAAGUAGAACGAAAAUUUCCAAAUUUAGAUCACUAUUUUUCGCUUUUCGCUCGACAACAAGGGAAAACUGAGAUAAUUUAUUAGCCGACAACGAACUCGGCAUGUGAUCAUUAUUAUGAGCUCGGAUGUGAUACUAAUGUUCCAGUAAUAAUGUCUGAAUACGUAAGCAUGUCCCAUAUUAUUGAUCGAAAAAGUCGUUUUAAGGUACGGCUUACUUACAAAAAUGUGUUUUUUUACAAUAUUUUAAUUUUCUCCUUUGUUUUGGGAAAGGUCUUUACGCUGGAAACUGCAGAUUUUCAAAUUUCGCUACGUCGGUUACUUUUUCGCUGACUUGACCAGCCAGCAGACGCCGGCGGCACAAAUUUUUUUUCUGUUUUUUAUAAGACAAAUUUGUCAUCUUAGAGCGCAUUACGAUUGAGUUAAAUAAAACAAAAGUAAAGUAAUACGACAGCUAAUUGGAAGGAAGAAUAACAACAAGUAAAAACAGUCAUACUGCCUAAAGCGCGGGAAAAGGCGAGACACCAAAUCGCGAUUGGUUUUAAGUUUGGAAUCUGAUUGGUGGAGAGAGAAGCGCCUGUUUUGAACCAAUCGAGCAACACCUAAGCAACCGCAGAUUACUUUCGACACUUAUUUGAAAAUUUUGCUAAUAGUUCUUCCCUCUUCAAUCCCCGUUACUUUUUCAUCUGUCUAUCCUUGUUGUGCACGGUUUGGAGCCAGGCCUCGUUUUGAGACGGAGGUCUGGGAGCAAAGGAGCAAGAACGAAUUAGCGCUCCACACUUUCGGAGCCAUCGUUUCUGUAAAGUGUGUAUUUUUGAGUGGAUGGCUUCAUAAUUGUUGUCAAAAUUUUAAUUCUUAAUUUUGCCGAUAUUUCUAUGUCUACGGUAGAAAGACUAUGAAUAAAGUAAUUUUGCUUAAAGGAUUUUUAAAUGGAAAGGGUUUAAGUAAGUUAGAAGAGCUGUGUGGUUGCUAACGAGUGUGUACCCCACCGAAGUACUCUUUAUAUGCAAAAGAAUGUACCUAUUAUUGACGCUGCAGGACGUGCGUUUCUUCGCUCGCGGGAAGAUUUGAGACGAGUCGCUCAAGGCCUCAUUUAAUACUUUCCCGCGCCCGAAGAAACGCUUGUGUCAAAGUACCGAUUAUGAGGGCAUGUUUGCAAGCUACUGUAGUUCUUUAUUCGAGACUGCAAAUCCAAAUUUGGCCCAAACAAAUAUCUUUUUUAGCAUUAUUUCCAUUAACGUUGUCGGCUUGUCACAAACAAAAGCGAUUUUGCUUUUAUUUACCUUUAAUGAAAUAAGGCAAGUGGACUCUGUAGGUGAAAAUGAUUUUAAUUGAAAAAGAAAAUGCAUUCGAGAACAAAUUGGUUAUUUUUAGUCAUGUUUAUUGCAAUUUUGCGGUUUGAAAGGAGGCGAAUUUAAAUCGUUUUCCUCUUUUUUACUACCUAGAGAUAAGUUUAGAGUUUCAAGUGCUUGAAAUAGCUCGAUUUCAUGUUUCACUCCCAAAACAAUCUUUGUUUAUAGUUAUGAUGCAUUAAAAAAGAAAUCUCCAAAUCCAUUUACCUCUUAACGGUUUUUGUCUGAUUAAAUUGCGUCCCUGCAGUGAAAUCGAUUUUUCGGUCGGAUCGUGCUGGCUUGUCAAAAUGCGAUAAAUAGUCGAGAACGUUGGGUGCGAAAUACAAUGAGAAGUGUAAACGAGAGAGAUUGAAAGAGACAACCCGUUUCGCGCCAAGACAGCUGCGUGUAUGAAGACAAGCACCUUUAAAGAGCUUUUCUUGUUAACUGUCAUUUGAGGAAAUUUUUUUAUAUCGGAUGUUGGUACUUUGAAAUGGAUUAAACUUUGAGAAAUACUCGACCAUCAGUCUCUAGUUUCGCCAAUGCAACUGUAAACAUUUCGUUUUCGUUCUCCACUCGUUUAUCGUUUCUGUGUGUAUUUUUCACGCAUUGUAGACAUAAAUAUUUAAUCACCUGUAGUCGUUGGGUGCCCAUAUCAUAUUUGUCAAAUGUUCUAAACCAGAGUCGGGUAAAGUCAACACUGUUUCGUGUUCCGCGGUGAAAAAAAUGAGUUUGUGUGGGGCACGCGCUUGUUAGUUUUGUGGCUUGGAUCGCAAUUUCGUAGCGAAAAUGUGACUGGUUCAGAUGUAAACCUGAUGUUGCUUAGUCGUACGUCUUCAAGAUGGUUUCCGAUGUGUUUGAGUUUAACAUUCCGGAAGUCAGACUUUUCUUCCGAUUCUGCGAGCAUAAGGACCACGAUGUACUUCCAAUAGGUACAAAGUUUCGAUAGUAGCUUUCAACUUUGUCUAGCGAAAAUUCUUUGCCCCUUUGCAAACGCGGCAAUCUCGUUAGAUUAAUUUCUACAAAACUGGGGGAGAGAUUGUGAUGAUAAAUUGAUUGACUGUCGCAAGAAGAAGAACCACGUUCGCUUCACUGAAUCGCUUCCAACUGCUGUAAAUAAUUCAAUUAACAGCGUUUUUUUCUUUUUGAUUUAAGCUUGGGAUGGCCCACAUCAUCCGAGGAAUCUUCUUCUUGGAGUUGUGUACACAGCCAAGGUAAGUCAGUCAUUAAUCACGAAGCGUUGUUCAACAUUAGUUGUUUAGUUUGCGGGUUUUUCCAAUUUUUAUUCGAUUCAUUGUCUUUAUUCUCGUUCCAGCUUUUAGCGUAUUAUUAGAUAAGACUUUUUUUGCCGCGCAUCUUUUGUCAACGCGUAACCUUUAUUAAGAAUUUCGCUGAGUGUAGUUAUGAAAAAGUCUUAAAGUUGAGAAGUUGAUAUUUACAUCAGUUUGGUGGAUGAAUCAACGGCGGAAGUCGAUCCUAAAAAUAAACGUCUGAAGGCCCGUGGGCAUAGCCUUCGAAUUGCUUUUUUCUGACGCUUUUUAGCGUCACAUCUACAUGCUUUCAGUUUUACUCUUUCAAUGGAGAAGUGUUGCUUCUCUGGUGUUGCGAAUAUAGGUCUCUCAGUCUCUUAACUAUAGCUUCGAUCAUUCGCGAUCAUUUUGAAAAUUUGCAUCCGAAAGACCCGUUAUUGUCUCUACUGACAGGUUACUCUAUAAACAAACGGCCUAAUGAAAAGGUUUAAAACUAACAAAUUUUGUCGUCUUUCAUAUCCUUUCAAAUGUUUGAGUAGUAUGAUUUUUAGAGUAAGAGGUUGUGUUCAAGAAUGGAAAACCAACGGUUAUUUUUCUCACGAUCGAUUAGCACUUUGCAUUUAAAUGAGUCCUAAUUUAAUGUCGACCAAGUCAUUACUGUUUCUUAACACGGCUGAUUCGACCAUCGGCGAUGUGUUUGUGUGGUUAAAUUCAAUAAGAAUAAACAUUAAAAAAAGGCUAGAACCAUCUUUGAUAAUACUUAAUCUCAAAUAAGUUUUGGUCGCCCUAACAGACGACGUAACUAAGACCGUGACGGUUGUAACUUCACUCAGAUCUUAAGGGUUAAUUUAUGUGCAAAAAUUAGCACUUCGACAGCAAAGUAUAUUUGAAGGCAAUUCUAAUCAAGUGAAUAGCACGACUGAAUAUUGGUUUAACAUCUGAUGCCCUGUCAUAAAUAUGCAAAUAGAAUUGAUUGUAAUCAAGUCGUCAUAAAUGAAUCCCCCUUGUUUGCUCGAGAUGGUACAGAUAAUCAUGACCUAUUUUAGACAACUUCCAUAUUCAUUUCUGACAAGCUGAAUGCAACCUGGAUUUGAUCCGUCCUUAAAAUUAUAAUUCUGAGCUUUUAUAUGCUUCCAUUUCUUCUCUUUUUAGUACCUGGGUUCGUCGCAAAUUAUGUCGCCCCAGGCCCCAAACAAAGCUGUUCGGAUGGAACAGGCUCAGGAAGCCGUGGGACGAAUAAAGGUUAGACUUACUGAAAUCCUUUGCUUCCUCAGGGUUACUAUGUAAGCUUUAAAUUUAUAAUUCACCAAAGAGGCUUUGUGCUUUGUCGUUCCAUGUGCGGCACUGCCGAGUUGAUUACAGUUUGUACUCUGGCUUGUAAAUCCGCCUUUAACCGUUCGAUCCUAAGAGUGACCAACAUCUAAUUUCUCCUUGAAAUAUCACCCCAAAAUCGCACAUUUAAGUCACAAGAAUAAAGGAAUGAACACCCACUAAAGACGUUUUCUGUUGUAAAAAAAAUUCUCCUUGUCACCAACUUAGGAAAUGUUUAGCGAACAGUAUGGAGAAUAUACAUACUGAUAUUAGGGUGUAAAGGGAUGAAGAGUGAUUUGCUUAUAACAAAAGGAGCUAUAUAUGAUAUUUUGAGGGUUUUGCGACGUACAGACGUCUUCAAAACCAAAAAGAAUUUCAGAAUGAUCGUUUGCGAAGGUAGAAAAACUCUCAGUAGGUAAAAAUAUAGCACGUAGGAACAUGGAUAGUGAAGGUGGAAAAGAUUGACGCGGAUUGCAAAAAGUAACGUUGAUACACAAGUUUUAACAAUUCCCCUUUUUCAGCCAGUUUUGUUUGUUGUCCGUUAGGUUCCUGAGGGUGAGGAUCAACCAACUACUGAUAUUGACUUUUUCAUUUCUACUGAAAGACUUAAAGUGGUCAAUUCCACUACAAAGGUAAGUUAUCCCAAUUUUGCAGGUUUCUUGUUUGCUGUUCGUUCUCUGAAGAUAACUGUUCUAAUAUGUGGAGUUAAAUGGGACUGCUGUAUCUGAAGUACUGAAGUACGCCGUGAAAAGGACAGGAAACAGCACGACGCGGCAACAAAUCGCAGCGAAAAUUUCCUUAGUGUUACUUAGACAAUUUUUGUUGUGAGUUGCACCAUCUUGAUUCAUAAGCACUCUACACUGAGCUGUUUAGCGACUAGAUUAAAGAUGAUGUUCUUCACUAAUGACACAGGCAUACACAAAGGAAAAGAACUCCAUCAUCGUUGCGUUGUUUCCCAACCCAAGAAAUGUAAAAAUAAUAGUUCUAUUAACUUGUUCUUCAACAGGAGGUCAUGUUAGACCACUCCCUCCGCUCCGUGUCGUUCAUCGCAGAUAUCGGAGAUGUUCUUGUGCUAAUGGCUCGUCAGCAAUCCGAGGAACGCGCCAACAAAGAGGUUUUAAAACCUUCACAGAUCCUGGCUAGCGUAGGAACGGCGCAGACGGACCACAAAAACGUCAAGAUCACUUGCCACGUUUUUCAGGCGCCAGAGGUCAGUCCUAAAUAUAUAAUUUAUCUUCAAAGAUGUUUCAUGAAGGAACCUUCUUGUAAAGAGAGACGUUUUGAGAGCUUUCUCGCCCUAUUUUUAAUCGUUGGGUUUUUCGCAACUUGAAAAACUUAGCUGCGAUUCGGAAGAAGGUCCAAAAUAUCAGCUCGGUGAGAUGGAAAAAUCACAAAAAUAGGCGAUUAUAUAACGAAAAAGUAACAAUGACAGCUCGGAUUAGAAGAAUUGAACGCAUUUGAGCAACAGGUGUUGACGUUACUUUUGUAAAUUUAGUCUCUAGUCUCCAGAGCACGAGUAUGAUUCUGUCUGGUAACUCUUUACUAUAUUUAUCAGAGUCGCUACACAGAAAUCGAUCAUAUGGUCAGAAAGGUCAUAUGAUCGACCGUAAUCGUCGCACUGUAGGGUUUGUUGACGUGGUCUAACUUCAUCAUCACACUCAAUACACGGAUGAAUGCUCAUUUUGAUCAGUUCGUAUUCGUAUUGUAGCUAGCUCUACCCUCUUCAUAUGUACUUUGAUCGGAUCAAAACAUACAUGCGACCGCCAGAGGAAACAGAGCACAAUUACAUAAUUUUUGCCUAUUCUGAUCCUAAGGGAAAUUAUGCUAUCAGACUAUUACUGUGAAAAAAGCCACAAGCAUAAACAAUAGACUUUUAUCUUAAAAAUAUCACACUUACCUUACGCAAGGCAACAAGUUAAUUUUAUUUGUAUGUUACUCGCUUUACCUUUUACCGACUUGUCGAACGCGACAAUCGACAUUCGUUUACCAGGUGUUUUCAUCUGUUAUUGUUAAGAAAGUCACAAAUAGACACAACAGAACUUUACUUGUAUGUUGCGCUGCAUCCAUGCAUAUGUUGUUAUAGAAAGUCUUCAUGGCAUGUUAAGAAACAAGAAAGAGUUUCUCAAGCUUACGAAUUGCCCGUGAGUAAGAAACGAGUACAUACCAAACGAACAACGCUUGAAUUUUUUUUUGUUUGAAACGGAGAACGCUUCCCUUUGUUGUUAGAAACGAACCACGCUUUUAGAAUCGUUACUCAAACAUAUUUCAAUUCCGAACAUGCAUAUGAUCGUUUUCUGUGUAGUCAAAGUCUUCAUGGUAUUGUUAGAAACCAAGAAAAAGUUUCUCAAGCUUACGAAACGUUCGUGAGUAAGAAACGAUUACAUACCAAACGAACAACGCUGAAUUUUGUUGUUGGAAACGAACAACGUUUCCCUUUGUUGUUAGGAACGAACAACGCUUUAAGAAUCUUCAUGGUGUUGUCAGAAACUAAGAGCGCCUUCGUGAUAAAAAUUUCUCAACGUUAUUGCCUAUUUACAGUAUGAAAUUCUAAUCUUUUUAGUAUUUGUUUCUUCGGGCGACUUGACUUUUUUUUUCGGGUGACAUAACUAAAAUUUCGGGCAACAUGACUCAGGUUUCGGGCGACUUGACUUUAAACCUUUCAAAUCGUACCUUUUUUUUUACCUGAUUUUGUUGCCUUCAAUCAAAAAUUCAAAACAAAAGGUAUCUUCACCCCCAAGUAAUUCAAUCUAAUCUAAACUUGGCUUGAUUCUUUGCAGGCUCAGGUUAUAGCCAAGAGUAUUGGUCAGGCAUUCAAUGUGGCUUACCAAGAAUUUUUAAGACAAAACGGACUAAGUGAGGACGUUAUUGAAGAUGCCGAGUAUAACGGUGUGUUGGAGGCACAGAAAAUACUCGGCGAGGACUUGUCCCUGUUGUCCGAUGAAAAUAGCGCCAAAGAAGUAAGUUGGAUGAACGAUGUUUGAGAGAUAGUUAAUGAUGUUCAUGUUCGCUUUUUACGUCUUACGAAACCAGCGUCGAGGUAGUUAAAACCGCAAGAUAUGGAAGUUGCAAUUUAUAAAAAUUCCUAAGAGAUGAUAAAAUGAUAAGAAAAUAAUCAGAAUGCAAUAAAGAUGAGAAGGAUUUAGAUGGAUUGCCAACGAGAAACUCAAAGAUAUUAGCGCAAAUAUGAUCUUUCGAGAUGACUGCAGACUUUGAAGUUUAUGUUUUCAAAUCCUAUCUUGUUGUAGGUGAUUGUUAAUAAGAAGCCCGCUGAAAUACUUGGUGUGAUGAUCGUGGAAUCAGGUUGGGGAUCCAUGAUUCCUUGUGCCAUCAUAGCUCAUCUAGCGAAAGAUGGACCAGCGGCUAAGUCUGGCAGGCUUAAUGUUGGUGAUCAGAUCCUCUCAGUGAACGGUACAAGUUUAGUCGGUCUGCCUUUGUUAGAAUGUCAAAAUAUUAUUAAGGUAAGGCAACGAAAUUGGAACAGUUGACUAGAUUGUAGGGUUGAUUUUGCCACAGGGGUGCAAACCACGUGCACGUGACAAACUGGCGUUUCCUGGUUGGUUGAUCAUUAGGAACAAAUAAUGAGUUUAACAAAUCUAGUUACGGGAGUGAGAUUCCAGAAGAACAUCACAUCAUGGGCGUAUUUCAAGCAGUGUGGAAUUUUUUUCUCACUUUCCCUUAAGACGUGUUAAUCUUUCAGUGCUGUUUAACAGCUCUACCUUCGAUUCACAGAAAUGAAUUUUAGCCGAGUAUAGUCUUUGAUAGUUUAUAAAUUCCUGCCUCUCAGCACCUUAGCUUGUACCGUGGAAACCAUUCAGUCUGUGAGGACGAGCUAAAACAGCAAAGCAUGCGAGUGUAAAAACAAGGAAGGCAACCUGUAAACCUCCCUUUUUUUCGCUCGUUUCCUCUGAGAUUCAUCUCUUUCCUCUUCCUCUCUCCCCUUCUCCUGUUACUAACAAAGUGCUUGCAAUAUUUCCAAAAGAAUGUUGACACCUUAAUUGAGUAUUACCCUGACUCUAAGCAAAAGUAGACGCUCGUAAAAGUUAUUCGCCAGUAGUAAUCUUCUUCAUGUUUAACAAGUGCUGACUGUUAAUGUGUCAUAGGGCAUACGUCCAGAGACGAAAGUGGUGAUGAAAAUCGUGUCGUGUCCUCCAACUGUACAAGUGGUGGUUAACAGACCGGAUACCAAAUAUCAGCUUGGAUUCAGUGUGCAAAAUGGAAUGGUAAGUGGGUUGAUCGUUGUUUUAUGUAAACGUGUAAUUUGUAUGGUGCGUUUAAAGCUUUUGAGUAGUUACUGACUCAGACACCCAACAUUAACCCUAACUUGUCAUCAAUUGACUGUUGUUGGGUUAGAGGAGGGGUGGGUGGGCAGUUGCCCAGAUACUGAUAUUGAUCCGAUAUUUCUUUGACAAGUGUACUUGUGAAGGAAAACUUCCUGGUGUAGAUAGUCUCUCUUUCUAUUCUUCUCCCGUCGGCCUUUGCAGCUCUACACACGAUCUUGACUUCACCUCGUAAAAAUUCAACUGCGCGUCUUCAUGACGAUAUUCGGAACGAUCACAUGAAGUGUUGUGGCUUGAACGUGUUGUUAGACUUAGGUUCCUACGAAAAAAGACAACUCAGAUAUAAGCUGAAUUUUUGUCAUGCUAAACCUCAGUUUCGUCAAUCAGGACUCUUAUGUUUCAAGUAAUAUUCUAACUUAUCCUUGUCGCGCUACUGUUACUGAUUUUAGUUAUCUUGUCCUCUUUAGAUUUGCAGUUUAAUGCGCGGAAGUAUAGCAGAGAGAGGCGGUGUUCGAGUGGGACACAGGAUUAUUGAAAUAAAUGGCGAGAGUGUGGUAGCCACGUCUCAUCAGCAUAUAGUGGAACUAUUGGCCACCACAAUAGGAGAGGUUUGUUGACGUUACGGGGUUUUAUUUGUCAAAGCACUUUUCUACUGAGUGCCAUGAAAUCAAGUCUUGAAUUUUUAGACGAUCAGAAUUUCUUACUGAUUUGUAUCUCUUCAGAUCCGUAUGAAGACCAUGCCUGCCUCCAUGUAUCGCCUUUUAGUUGGUUUGGAAACACCACAACACAUCUGAUCUGAUCGGGAAGAGGACUUCAUGCUUAAAAUUACAACCGGACCGCUUGAAAAAGUUCGACGUCAGUCACGCAAUGAGAGCGACUAUGUCACCCAUUGGGAGAAACUUUGUCACACAGUUUGUCCAUGAACUUAGACAUCGUGACGGAGAGUUUGAAUGAAACAAUAUAGUGAAAGAGGAAUGAACGGGUCUUCCAUUGAACAGAAUCGUCUAGAGACAGUCAAGGAACUGAUUAGUUCGACAGCCAAAUGUAACGCUUCACUAAAGUAUCAGUGGAUUAGAUUGUUUAAGUCUCAGUCCAUUGUUGAAAAAUAUUGGAUACAAAUCAACUCAUUGUAGAUAGCCGCCGUUUUUGAUGGAAAGUAAUACGUUCAACAAAUAGCUGAAAUAUUUAUUCGAAGCUGUCGAAUUAUUUACCCUAUGGUUUAUGUUGUUUACAUAUAAAAUUGAAAGUGUAAACUUUGAGAAGUCGUUGAGUUCCAAAAAAGAUAUACACGCCUACUAGCGUUUUUCAUAAACUUCGGUUACUUUUGAAUGGGUAAAAAA
Pocillopora meandrina is the source of this 26472-nucleotide messenger RNA. The record is from the annotation of a GenBank genome assembly. NCBI's taxonomy places the organism in Eukaryota, Metazoa, Cnidaria, Anthozoa, Scleractinia, Pocilloporidae.